ACGUCUAUCGCAAGAGUCAAGAGAGUCUUGUUGGAGAUCGCUAACAGGCUCGAGAUCAACGUUGAAGGCAUCGACAUGGAGGAGGAUUUGAACACCAAGUCCUGGAACGGGUCCGAGCUAUGCAUCCUCCUCGGCUCCACGGAGGAUGCUCGACGCAUGAUGAAGGAGCUGCCCUUCUAUCUCGAAGGCGCAGCAACCAAGCUCGAAGCAGUCGGCUUCGACAAGGAGCCUGACUCUGAGGCGGCUGGUCAGCGGGGCACCAGCGACGCAGCGCAGCGACAGGAGGAGAGCGAGGGAGAGUGGCUGGAGUUUACAGACCUGGAGAGGAUCACAAUGGAGGCAGCAUCUCCGUCAAGCCAAGAGGACAUGCAGCUCGUCAGCGAGCUGUCAGCAGUCAUCGAAGAUGCAGCUUCUUUGAACGAGGCGGGGACGAGCGAGCCGAUCAAGCUGGUCCUGGACAAGGCCGUUGGCAACCUCCACGACACGUUCUACUCUCCGGGGAGCCUGGAGUUCAUGUCGCUGGGAGAGUGGGCGAAGAUGCCAGAGGAGCAGGGAGUUGGGCGCAACGUUCUCAAGGAGAAGCUGGGGAAGUGGCUGCAGAGCAAGCGCUGGACUCGCGUGCAAGGAGAGAGCAAGAAGGCAAGGAGGGGCAGCGCGUUCUCGCCACGGGCAACGGCAGCUGCUGAGCUUGAGCAGGAGGCGGAGAGCGACGACAUAGAGCGUCGAUCUCUUAGCUUCCUGUUCAUAGCACUGAGUAAAUUCGCAGAGAUGCAUGUGCUGGCCUGCUCGCUGAAGGUGGACAAGAAGGACCGACUGCGGGUGGAGAUGAGGGAAGAUGGCGAAGAAGAGGAAGACAUGGAGGAAGAGCAAGGCGAGGGCGAGGAAGAAGACAGGGCGAGCCCGUACCGAGCUUGAGCUGAGCUCAAGGUAAGGAGAGAAGGUGGAGGCGACCGAAGGCCAAGGUGAGGAGAGGCAACUCUCCUCACUGAGGCUGAGGAAGCUGAAUGGAGGUAGAGUAGGUGGUGACCGAAGCCAAGGUGAGGAGGAGGCACUCUCCUGACUGAGGCUGAGGAAGCCAAGAGAAGACAGCAAAAGUAGAAAGUAGAAAGACGCCUCAGAAGCAGGGUUCGCAUUGUAGGCCGUGUACUCCCAGUGCUCGAGCGCCUCUUUAGACUAGGAUCAAAUUGCAUAAGCCCACAACGAGGCCGAGCAACAUUCUAGCAUUCUAAUAAACUCACAUAAUAAU
Messenger RNA from Guillardia theta CCMP2712, 1246 nucleotides. RefSeq lists its product as hypothetical. The transcript has 2 exons. The record is from RefSeq and is a predicted model, not a curated record. NCBI's taxonomy places the organism in Eukaryota, Cryptophyceae, Pyrenomonadales, Geminigeraceae. The annotation marks the transcript as partial.